AUGGACACUGUGUACAUCCGCGGCCUCUACAUCUUCGUUCUUUGGAUCAGAAUCGCCGCCAUUAUUAGAGCCACAGAGGAUACGCGGCCCCAAUGUAUAUUGCGAGCAAUUCUAGACAAUUACAUCUGGACAUGCCUCGUCCGUUCUGUCAUCGUACCCGUUUUCGAGCUGAUUCUCGUCCGCGGUCGCACGCUCAGCUUUAGAGCACUCAAGACAGAGCUCUUCUGGGGUCUUCUCCGACUCAUCCUCUGGUUGACCUCCGCCGUGUGUCUUAUCUGGACCUGCUAUCUUUUCAACUUUGUCUCUCAGGGCCUAUGUCUCUUUCCGAGUAGCAUUGUCUUCUUCCCUCCGGAGCCCAGCAUUGCUGAUUCGUUCGCCGACUAUAUGAAUGAUCUCCACCGCGCUUUGUGCAGAUGGACAUUCGUGACAUUGUUGCUCGCCUUUGUGAUGUCUAUUCAGCUGCUUGUUGAGAUGUAG
Messenger RNA from Aspergillus melleus, 477 nucleotides. RefSeq lists its product as uncharacterized. The coding region runs from base 1 to 477 and encodes 158 amino acids. The record is from RefSeq and is a predicted model, not a curated record. NCBI's taxonomy places the organism in Eukaryota, Fungi, Ascomycota, Eurotiomycetes, Eurotiales, Aspergillaceae. The transcript has a single exon.